Lodderomyces parapsilosis is the source of this 687-nucleotide messenger RNA. It is a transcript of the gene SPC34, whose product is annotated as Spc34p. Lineage: Eukaryota; Fungi; Ascomycota; Pichiomycetes; Serinales; Debaryomycetaceae. Gene Ontology annotation, cellular component: spindle microtubule; DASH complex. The transcript has a single exon. Gene Ontology annotation, biological process: attachment of spindle microtubules to kinetochore. The record is from RefSeq and is a predicted model, not a curated record. The coding region runs from base 1 to 687 and encodes 228 amino acids.
AUGUCUCUUUCAAAUGAGUUAGACCGGAUAGAUAGGGCCGCACAAUCAGUGGAAUCAUAUGUGUUUGAAACGCCAGGCAUGUUUACUAAUUCCAUAGUCAAUCCACCACCAAUACAAACUUUAUUACGUGAUCCUACAGCUGAUGAGCGACGAUUAUACAAGAUUACCAAUGCAACUGGAAAUCAAUCCACUCUAGACGACCCGAGGGUAGAAAGAGUUGAUGGAAAGUCAAUGUACCAUGAAUACGAUUUCGAUGAUCCCUCUUUUAUUAUGAUGAAUGAGUCGGAAAAUGUUGAUUAUGAACAGCCAAUAGUUAGACUACCUACAUUAUACCGACCUGAUCCGUUUCCUGCUAAAAUCGACCUUAAGUUUCAGGAAAGUGAUGACUUGCACCAAGCAAUUGAAGAUUUCACCGUUGUUGUGGAUAAAUAUCCAAGUUUGAUUGAAGAUUACGAUACAAUCAGAGGCAAACUAGAGCAAUUGAGACAAGAGUUUGUCAAUGUAAAUGAUGAGAUUGCAAAUAUGGAGACGGAAUUGACCCAAACCAAGCAAACCUUAUGGAAAGAGUUUAAAGUUCCCACUGAUCAUGUUGCAAGCAGUGGCGAGUUGAUUGACGUCGAUGCUGAAAUAGAGAAAGAAGAAAAUAGAAUUCGACAAUUGCAAGCUAUCUUGGAUAAGAGGGUUUGA